This is a messenger RNA of Monosiga brevicollis MX1, 666 nucleotides long. RefSeq lists its product as uncharacterized. Lineage: Eukaryota; Choanoflagellata; Craspedida; Salpingoecidae. The record is from RefSeq and is a predicted model, not a curated record. The annotation marks the transcript as partial. Gene Ontology annotation, cellular component: nucleus; mitochondrial inner membrane. Gene Ontology annotation, molecular function: metal ion binding; nucleic acid binding; single-stranded DNA endonuclease activity. Gene Ontology annotation, biological process: apoptotic DNA fragmentation. The transcript has 6 exons.
AAGUAUGGGUUGCCCAGUCUGGAAAACGUGCGAUUGCACGGGCACUACAUCACCUCGAUCAACCACCGCACUCGGGUGCCCAAUUGGGUUCUGCAACACCUGACGGCCGAGAGCCUGGCUCUGGGAGAUGCCGAUCGCAAGUUUGCUCGCUUUACCGAAGAUGACUACGUUCACCUUCCUUUCCGGGCACAACUGAAUGAUUACCGGCGCAGUGGCUACUCACGCGGGCACUUGGUGCCUGCCGGCGAUUCACACUUCUCCACGGAUGCCAUGCAAUCGACGUUUCUUCUCAGCUCCAACAUUGUGCCGCAAGACAUGUCCAUGAACGGUUGCGACUGGCUGCGGUUGGAAAAGUGGACACGCGACCUGACCCGCCAGUAUCGCAACGUCUAUGUCGUCUCCGGUCCCCUUUGGCUGCCCUCGCGUGACCCCGAAACGGGCAAGAUGGUGAUCACACACGAGGUCAUUGGGCAGAACCAAGUGCACGUCCCAACGCAUCUCUUCAAGGCCGUCUUGGCCGAGCAAGAAGACGGCCAAGACCGUGCAGUGGCUGCCUUUAUCAUGCCGAAUCGGCCCAUCAAGGAUGAGCUUCCCUUGCAACACUACCAGGUCCCCGUCUCUGAGGUGGAGCGCAUGGCGGGUAUUCACAUCUUUCCCAAAGCGCAA